This is a messenger RNA of Cyclocybe aegerita, 1326 nucleotides long. The record is from the annotation of a GenBank genome assembly. NCBI's taxonomy places the organism in Eukaryota, Fungi, Basidiomycota, Agaricomycetes, Agaricales, Hemipholiotaceae.
AUGCGCAUUCGGCAAUUCCUCGCCUAUCGUCGACAAGCGGCGAGUCUCUCAAUUCAGUCUACCUCUAUCAAUGCCCGUCAUAGCCGUCUUCUCGAGUCUCUUCAGGAUGUCGGUCUAGCGUCGGGUCGUCGUCGGGCUGCUAAAGGUCGGCGUUGCUCCAAAGCUGGUGCGAACAUUGGUCUCUCGACUACGAAGGCCUGGAUAAAUAGCUGGGAUGGACACACUGUUCGCUUUGGCAGCCACAGCUCCUCCUGUUCCUACCCAGUCUUCCUCGCUAUGAUUCAGAAGCUCACUGGAAUCCUCGCUACCGCGACCUUGUUCACUGCCGCUCUUGCGGGACCUGGUCCAAACUGGCCAGGAUUCGCGGGCUUGCGUUGGUCCUUUGUCUUUGGAGACAGCUACACGACUGUCGGCUUCAACAGCAGGUCUCCGGUACCCAACGCCCAAAAUCCACUUGGGGUGACCUACCCUGGUCAAACCACCUCAGGCGGUCCCAACUGGGUAGGCUACUUUACAAGCACGUACAACUCGAGCCAGAUCUGGACUUUCGAUUACGCGAUCUCUGGUAACACCGUCUCGGGUGUGCAGGGGCAGAUCCAGGAUUAUCAGCCUGCUGCCGGCUCGAAGCCAAGCUAUGCUCCUUGGACUGGAAGCAACUCGCUUCAUGCGACCUGGAUUGGAAUCAAUGACAUCAACUUUGGCGCUCAACCGGCGCAGGCGAUUUCUCAGCUUUUCCAGCUCCAAGAGAACCUCUACACCAACGGCGCCAGGAACUUCUUGUUCGUCAAUGUUCCGCCAUUCCAUCGUGCUCCAUUUUCAAACAACAACCAGAAUACCUUGAACCAAAUCAAUACCUGGAACACCGCUCUCACCACUGCUGCCAACUCUUUCCAGAGCAGGCAUGCGGACGUCUCUGUAUUCGUUUACGACUCUUUCUCGUUGUACACCAAAUUGCUAAACAGUCCUUCGCAGUACGGCUUCACCGACAUCACCACGUCUGGCGGCAGCUUCUGGUACGACGUCAUCCACCCCAGAGCAAGGGUGCACGAUUACAUGGCCCAGGACUUGGUGGAGUUCUUAAAGGCUCAGUCAACAGGCACUGAGCCCACCAACCCACCUACGACCGGUCCCACAGACCCACCGCCACCCGCCACCGCCCUUCCUCCAACGACCACGAUCGCUCCUCCGCCUACAACCACGACGCCUAACCAGCCGCUUCAGACUCGGUAUGGCCAGUGCGGUGGGCAGGGAUAUACGGGGCCCACGGCCUGCCAGGCACCGUACACUUGCACCUUCUCGAACCAGUGGUACUCCCAGUGCUUGUGA